This is a messenger RNA of Bursaphelenchus okinawaensis, 4310 nucleotides long. The record is from the annotation of a GenBank genome assembly. Lineage: Eukaryota; Metazoa; Nematoda; Chromadorea; Rhabditida; Aphelenchoididae.
AUGUAUCUCUAUCUGCUCAGCUUUACUUUAAUGGCCGCAGGCGUUUUGGGGGCCACGAAAUGCGAUUAUUUGUUCGAAUCCGCCAAUGAUAUUGGGUAUAGCGAGGUGCGCAGCUCGAAAACUUGCAAAGAUUUGUUGAAUAACGAAUGGAAAUCGUAUCGAAAGUGUAAUGAGCAGCAGCUGGAUGUGUCGUUGUUCACGGAGACGGUGUUUCCAGCUGAUAAACACUUGUGAGUAAUUUAAUUUUGUCGAUUUUUGCGGAGUUUAGGCUGAUUUGACAACGAAAAUGGUGUUUUGGACUUGGAUUUCGAUGGAUUGUUACCUAAAAUUAUAGUUUUUGGGAUUAUCGUUGAAGAAAAUGUCUUUCUUCGGCUUUUGAAAGAGGAUUUGACACCUAAAACAAUGGUUUUCUGCCCGAUUUUGUGUGAGAAAUAUAAUUCUAGCCAUUAAAAUAGGCGUUGAUACCUAAAGCAAUCGUUUUUUGGCUCCAUUACGAACGUACACUACCUUGAAAAUGAACUUCUUUCACAGCUAAAAUAUUAAACUAUCUUAUUAUAACUAAAAGUUUCCUUAAAUUUGUCGAAAAAAUGUCAAAAACUUUGUUUCCAGUCUUCCAUUCAUUCGCCUUAACAUGAGUGCGAAUGUUUUGAAGCCAGCCGAGUCGAUCUUCUUCUUUUACUCUUGCCUACAUGCUCCAGAUCAAACAGACAACUAUUGUCAUGACAAGGACAUCCAACUCAAUAAGUACGGAGAGCUGGUUGAGCCUUGUCGAGGGUUUAUUGUCAACGACAGUGCUGUAAGUUUAAAAGAAUUUUGAAAAAAUGUUACCUAAAAUUUGAAAAAAGCUGCACAAUCUAGGGGUACAUGAAGAAAUGGAUAAAGUAUAUCCUUAUACUAUCAUUUCCAGGCCGAAUUCCGAGCAGAUGUCAACUGUUUUCGCCUCUACGGCGAAUCACAAUAUAUGGUAACGGUGGCGAUACGCCCCCAAAACUGUCGCACCGAGCUCUUCUUAACCAUGCCUCGGGACAAUCGGUACGAUCCUCGAAUCUACAAUGCUUUUGACCAAGAUGAUCCCCAGGGCAAGUCCUACGAACAAUGGUCACCUUUCCUAUUCGUCGAUACCACACCAUCAGAUGGCAUAUGGAUAAGAUACGAAGAACCGCCGAAAGCGGCCAAAGUUUUGGACAUUAACUUGAAUUUGUACUCCAAAGAAGGUGAUAAGAUCAAGUUAAUCAAAAAGAUGGUGGUUAACACGAAAUCGACCGGUAAAAGAAGCGCCAGAAGUUUGGGCAGCCAAAAAGUUGUUGAUCGAGGGAAGAUUGAUUUUUUGACCGGUAAAACUGACGAUACUUACACAAAUUUGGUCUCAUCUGAAAGCCAACAACCUGCUCUAUCUAAGAAAGCCCAUUUAUCGACCGGUCGAAGAUUUGCUAGAUCGGUACAAGGCGAUUUAUCGACCGGAAUCAAGGCCCAGAACCUAGAAAAAGGCGAAUACGUGGUUGUAGGCUAUGUAAAACGCCACAAUUGCGAGCUACAUUGCAAUAAUGAUGGUUGUGAGAUUUGCCUGUAUACUAUGCUCAAUUUUACUCUGAGUGAGAAUAAGUUUACUACGACUUGGAAGAGGAUACGACCGUUGGUUAACGCGGCGAAAAGCUCGUUGACGGUUUUGAUUGGUACGUUUUGAAGUUUUUUUUAAAUGUUUUUUUGCAAAAACUUGAAAGUUUUGAUAAUUGUAAAGAAAGUUCUUUUUAUGUUUUUCUAUUUGGAAAAAAUUUUUUUAUUUUUCUUUUUGAAAAUUAGAUUUUUAGCCAUUUUUUGAACAGAAAAACUAUAUUUUUAUAUUUUUUAGCCUAAAAAUUAAUUUUCUGCCAUUAUUUUUUAACAUUCUUUCAAAAACAGUAAAAACCGUCCAAAAUCCACCCUAAAACCUUAUAAACCCUUCCUUUCCCUUCCUUAAGCGAUUCAAAACGAAAACAAAGAGGAAACGAAGCGUGCAGGGAUGGCCGAGUGGUCUAAGGCGCUAGACUCAAGCGAAACAGCUUCGUCGCAACCCGACGGUUCGGAGCCUUCUAGUAUCGUUAUCGAUGCGUGGGUUCGAAUCCCACUUCCUGCAGAAGUUUUUGCAUUUUUUGAUGGAUUCUGGGUAACAAAGUUAAGAUUUCUUGAUAUUUUAGGUAACAGAGGUUUUAAAAUUGUAUUCUAGAGGGGUCUCACGGGGUUUUGGGUUUAAAAUGGCUGAUUUGGACAAUAAAAUUGGUUUUGUAAAGCCAUUUUUCACUUUGUAAAGAAAGUUCUUGCCAUUUUUUGUUUUGUAAAGAAAUUUCUUGCCAUAUCUGUUUUGUAAAGAAAGUUAUUGCUAUUUGCUGUUUUGUAAAGAAAGUUCGGCCCAUUUUACAUUUUGUAAAGAAAGUUCCUGCCAAAAAAAGUUUAAAAAAAAUUUUUAGGUAUUAUAAUCAUAUUGUGCAUAUCAGCCGUUGUCCUCGUCAUCUAUAUCAAGUUCAUUCGUCCAAAGUUGUUCAGUCGGCGACCGGCGCAACAAUUCGAGUUGCAGGAGUCGCCGAAGCUACUAAUCGUCUAUUCGGACGAUUCUGAAUCUCACAGUGACGCUGUAGCUCAGCUGGCACAUUUCUUGAGGCAGAAUGCGAAUGCACAAGUGCAUUUGGACCAGUUCGAUCUAGCCGAUCCGAAUGUUCGGCCGUCGGUGUGGCUACAACAACAUAUUGAUGACUGCGACUAUGUUAUCGUAGUCUUCUCGGAGGCUUGUCGACAACUUAUGAAUGGGAAACAAAUGCGGCAGAGAAGGCCGUACCCGGAUUUGUUCAAUAGUGCACUGUUCUUGGUGAUUACGGUAGGUUACGGUGGAUUUUUGAGGACGAUGAUUUGGUUGGGAGGGUAGGGUAGAUAAGGUAGGGUAGGGUAGCCUAGGGUGGGUUGGGUAAGGUAAGAUAGGUUAGCCUAGGGUGUGGUAGGUAAGGAUGUUCUAAGCUAAUGUGGGACUGAGUAGGGUCUAUAGUACGAUAGACUCUUGGAUACGGUAAUGUCUAUGGUACGGUACUUAAGUUGCUGUAGGCUUAGUAGGGUAGGGUAGGCGAAGGUAGGGUAGGGUAGGCGAAGGUAGGGUAGGGUAGGGUAGGGUAGUGUAGGGUAAGGUACGGUAGGUUAGGGUAUGGUAGGGUACGGUAGAUUAGGGUAUGGUAGGGUACGGUAGGGUAAGGUUGCGUACUAUAGGGUAGGUAGAGCAGGGGUAGACUUGGUAUACUGUAACAAAACCCUUUCAGGCAGUAAGUCGUAUAACAAAUACCGCUCCCAUCUUCAGCAACAACUCAACUACUCCAUCUCAAAAUGGCAAUUCAAAUUUAAGUCGAGCCAACUUGGCCAAAUUCAUAGUAACCAGAUUCGACUACUCUUCUCCUACCGUAAUCCCCGACUUUUUCAAUUUGGCUAGAUGCAAAACUUUUGUCAUUCCAAAUGAUUUAAAGCUGCUAGUAGCACAUUUACAUCAUGUGGAAACAGAUGGCAAUCGAUUGGAAUAUCAAACGGAAACCGGUGAAAUCGACCGGUCGAUAAGUUUGCACAAGCAAUUUAUGGAACGAAAUCCGGGAUUUUUGGAAGAUCGGUACGACUUUGAAAUUUUUGGGGUGGUUUUAUAGGGUUUUGAGAUUUUUAGAAAAAUUUUUGGGUCCCGACACGAAAAAAAAACAUAAAAUUGACUGCAAAUUUGUGUUUAAUGCAUUCUAAGGAUAAUAAAUGUUAUUUUAGAUUACUUCAGAAUUAAAAAUAGCUAUUUUAAGCAUUUUUGAAAUUUUUGGGUCCCACCACGAAAACCUGAAAAGGCAAAAAUCGGCUUAUAACAAGCAUAUUAAGGUUUAUAAAUGGUAUUUUUGGUAGCUUUAGAAUCAACAAUACUUAUUUUUAAGAGUUUUCAAAAAUUUUGGGUCCCACCACGAAAACAUGAAAAGUUUAAAAUUGUAUUAAAAUCGACUUUUUAUUAACAAAGGGGUAAAGGGUGUUUAAUCGAAGUUUUAAUGCUUUUUGAGUUGUCAUUUUAAAAAUUUUAAAAACUUAAAAAUUUAAAAUAACCGUAUUUUAGCUUCAUGACGGCCGAAGAAAUCGAAAAACUCGGCCCAAUAAAGCCGACCGACCUGCCCGAACAAAUCAAUCGGCCGGAUUUGGCGGAUCUGGGCCAAAAACUGGGCCUUAUCACAAGCGCCGAGUCGGACGAAGAAGAUACCGGUCUCUACAGUAAUACCUCACCUCAAUACCCACUAAUCCACCCUGACGAUCUUCAGGACUCAGACGAGGAUUCAUAA